AUGGACAAUAAAGGCUCUUGGUAUUUUAGCUCAUCUCUUUACUUUCAUCAACACUUAUAUCCAUACUCUUCCCUUUACUUUCAGCUCACAACUAUUGACAAGAAACCAAGAUUUUCAGUCAGUAAUUCUGUAGAUGCCACACCACACACGAUUCUGGUUGCGCUUAUUGUGCUCUGUAGUCGUAGUACAAUUAACUUUAGUAUAGACAAUAAGAGGCUUACCAGAGUCGAACCCCUUCAGAACAUCAAACUUGACAUUGCACCAAGAUUGGACCAUUUUUAUCAAAAACGUCAACUUACACGAAAUCAGGCACAUGAGCCAACCGCACGAUCAGUCGAGCAUGACGAUACAUUACGCCUUACGAUCGAGGCAUACAAUCAGACAUUCCACCUCCAUCUCGAACCCAAUACAGAUCUCUUUCACCCCAAUGCCGUGACAGUUAAUGAGCAUGGUGUUACUGAACCAUUAAUACCAGAAUCAUUUCGCGUAUACCGUGGCUAUGCCAUUGAGACCUAUUACUCUGACAAUCGCUGGAAGGCAGACCAAGCAGGUAUCAAACGUGAUGAUUUUACUGCUCAGUAUGAUGUAGGCGUUCUUGGUUGGGCUCGCGUAAUUGUUCGACACGAUAUAAAGCACUCGCUCGAUUAUCCAAUAGUCGAAGGUAGCUUUCGUGCCUAUGGAGACUUGUAUCAUAUCAAGGCCACUUCAAACUACAAGCUUGCCAAGCGUUUGGAUGAUGCGGAGUUGUCAACGGCGUUCACUUGCCAAGUCUUCUUGCGGAUUUGAUCAUCUAGACCACAACCAAUAUCUAAACCAGCAAU
Molecule: messenger RNA, 821 nt
Organism: Phycomyces blakesleeanus NRRL 1555(-)
Lineage: Eukaryota; Fungi; Mucoromycota; Mucoromycetes; Mucorales; Phycomycetaceae
Exons: 4
Coding region: 1-786 (261 amino acids)
Source: RefSeq, a predicted model, not a curated record